Molecule: messenger RNA, 2395 nt
Organism: Ictalurus furcatus (blue catfish)
Lineage: Eukaryota; Metazoa; Chordata; Actinopteri; Siluriformes; Ictaluridae
Product: B-cell receptor CD22-like
Exons: 7
Coding region: 323-1243 (306 amino acids)
Source: RefSeq, a predicted model, not a curated record
GAUUGGCUCAUCAGUGGACAUACUCUGUGAUUUCACGUUUACUGAUCAUAACAAGGUCACAAAAGUGUUCUGGUUCAUUAAAGAUCAGACUGGUGUUGAACCUGUGGAUGUGAGAGAGGAUGAGGAGUAUCAGGGCCGAGUGCAGUACACACAGAUCUCCCAGAAUAACUGUAGUCUGAGAAUCACUAACCUGAGAGAGAGAGACGCUCAAACAUACAGAUUCAGAUUCUACACUGAUGGGGGUAAAUACACCGGUGAUCCUGGAGUCUCUCUGUCUGUCACAGAUCUGAAGGUUACAGUAUCAGACUGGAGUGAGCAGUACAUGAAUCUGAGUUGCAUCACCACCUGCACUCUGUCUAACAACCCCACUUACAUCUGGUACAAGAACAGACAGCGUGUGUCUGAGUGUAAAUCUGCCUCCUGCUCUGUAGCUGCAGUCGGUGGUGCGGUCAGUUACAGCUGUGCUGUUGAAGGCCAUGACAGUCUCCUCUCUCCUCCAGUGUAUUCUCCUAAAAACACCAGACCAGUGGUUCUUUCCUCUGGAGACAGAGUGGAGGGGGAUUCAGUGACUCUGAGCUGUAGCAGUGAUGCAAACCCUCCUGUUCUCACCUACUCCUGGUUUAAACAGAGAGCAGCUGCAGACACACUGCUGACAACAGGCCAGAAUUACAGCAUCAGCAACAUCAGCUCCCAGCACAGCGGACUGUACUACUGCACUGCUCACAACCAGCUGGGACAGCACAACUCUACACCGACACUCCUGGAUGUGAAGGGUAACUCUACACCAACACACCUGGAUGAGUCAGAGAAUUACACAGUGUUAAUGCUCGUCAUGUUGGGACUGGCUGUCUUCCUGGCAGUAACACUCCUCUCAGGAGCUCUGUGGAUGUGGAAGAGGAAGUCGAGCUCAGCUAAUGGCCACAGAAGCACUGGUGAGAGUGGACAGCGUCACUCUCCUGCUGUUUAUGAAAAUGUCUCAGCCUCAGACCGCAGUGGAAGAGUCACCUCAGAUGAUCAGGAUGACGUUCACUAUGCCAGUGUUGUAUUUAAAAACUCCCACACACAGGAAGUGUCUCUGUCACUCAGACUUCCUCCAGACACCACAGAGGAAGAGGAUGUUCAGUACGCUGCUGUGAACAUUAGCAGGAGCACUGCUGCCAUCCAGCUUGCAGCAGACGAAGCAGCUGAUGAUCCGUCUCAGCUCUACAGCAAGAUCCAGAAACUCCCCACUUCAGCAGUGUAGCCCAUCAUUAGUCCUGUGGCCUGGGAUCUAAAAGCUAAAGAGGUAGCACUUCAGGUUCCUGGAAAAAAGCUGAGAGAGAUGUGAUAGUUCUGUUCGGUAUCUCUGUUUUAACCCUCAACACUGCUUCCAAAUCUAACAGGAGAAGAGGGACGGCUUUAACAUUUUAUUAGAGUAGAGCUAGCAGUAUUAUUGCUUUGAUCGUGUAUUAUAGAGCUCUUAUAAUAUUGUAUACUGUUUUACCUUAAACUAUAUGUUUUUACAUUAUAAUCUUCAAUAACGUGUUUGAUUUAUAUUCACAUUAUUUUAAAUGCAAAAACAAAUUGCAGUGCUUAAAUUAUUUACCUAUGAACUUGUUUUUUAUCGUGCCGUCAUUGGCUGGUCAUUUACAUGACUAAUGCUGUAAUGUUUGUUAGUGAGAUAAUCAGACGAAAAAAAAUCCUGUAAAUAAUCUAAAUUUAUCCUUAGCUCAAAUUUGACUUGCUGCCUAGUCAGUUAUGUUAGCGAGUGGAAUCGACGCUAGUCUAACCUGGUAUUAGUGAAGAAAACGGGCUAACUUAAUUAAACAAAUCCAGUUUACAUGUUAGUAAACUAGUGAAAACGUGCCUUAUCAUGUUUUUCAAAUGAGAUGGAGUCCGUGCUUUCUAGGGAGGUAAAAGAGACGCUUCAUUUUAAACCAGUCUUUCUUUAGUCCAGCGUACUGAAACAUUUUCCUGAGGUAGGGUCAGGGUUAUUAACUAGAACACCUCCACAUAUGACUACUUGAUGUAAUUAAGGAAAUGUCCCCGCUGUGCAAACUUCCUCAGCUUGUGUCUAGAUAUAAAGCACUGCAGUCGAGCUUUUACAAAGUUUUUAAUACAUGCAUUGCUCAUUUUAUUCUGUUAAAACAACAAAAAGAAUGAAGUUUUCUUAAGUGUAUUUAUGUUACUGUAAACACAUUAGUAAUCACUGGGAGUAAAAAUAACAGCAAUUUUUGUGAAUCAUUUGCACAUUAUUGUAUUUUUUUAGUUACGGUUUCAUUUGAAGGAUGUAAAAGUCACUCUCAGGACAUCAACGUUCACAACAAUGAUACUUGUCUUUGUGUAACGUGUAUAAAAUGAUUUACGUGUGUUGUGAGCUUUUAGUGCUUUACGUCAGUUCAGAACUUUACUUAUG